Mangifera indica (mango) is the source of this 531-nucleotide messenger RNA. RefSeq names its product blue copper protein 1b-like. Gene Ontology annotation, cellular component: plasma membrane. NCBI's taxonomy places the organism in Eukaryota, Viridiplantae, Streptophyta, Magnoliopsida, Sapindales, Anacardiaceae. The transcript has 2 exons. Bases 1 to 531 code for a protein of 176 amino acids. Gene Ontology annotation, molecular function: electron transfer activity. The record is from RefSeq and is a predicted model, not a curated record.
AUGUCGGAUUCCAAGUUGUUCAUCAUUCUUGUCAUUGUAGCCAUUUCCGUUCCUUCAAUUUUGGCAACAGAGUUUAAGGUUGGAGAUGCCACAGGUUGGACUCUUAAUUUCGAUUACCAAAAGUGGGCUGAGGGGAAGGAGUUUCGCGUCGGUGACAAACUUAUUUUCAAUUAUCCACAGGGAGUUCACAAUGUGAUGAGAAUAACUGAUGCAACUUCCUUCCAACAGUGUACGAAACCAGCUAAUGCUACAAUUUUAACUUCAGGAAAAGAUGAAAUUACGCUGAGUUCACCUGGAAAGAAAUGGUAUAUUUGCGGAGUUGGGCAGCAUUGUGUGGCUGGAAAAAUGAAGCUACCAAUAACAGUAUUGGCUGUAGGCGAAAGUUUACCUCCAGUAUCUGCUCCUUCUCCUUCAACUACUACUCCUUCUCCUUCAACUACUCCACCAUCCUCUGCAACUGGAAGGACGGCGUCACUUUUCUAUGGAUUCAUGGCUGUUGUGGCUGCUUUUGUUGGAUCCUUGAUGAUUUAG